GGAAAAUGUUGAGUUUGCCGAAGCACUUUUCGCCUGAAAAGUCGAAUUCUUGCCCUAACUCGGGGCCAGUCCCAAGUCAAGAAAAGCUCAAAGCGACUUCAGCUCAAUUUCCCAUCUGCAGACCCCAAGAAGGAACGCUGUUGAUUCUUCCCCUGCGGACAUAUCGAACUCGGCUCGCAUCCCGACGAUUUCCAUCUCGCAUCGGAUUCGCGAGGAUCUGCAGCAGCUUCCGCCGGGUCCAGCAAUGGCGAAGCACUGAAUCCUGCACUCGGGUCGGCACCGAUUUGUUCCUUCUUCUGCAAUGGGUAUUCGAGAUAACGGCAAGUUCCUUUUGCUCUAUCUGCUUCUUGUGUUCUCUCACGUACCUGGGUUUUGGGUGUUCGCGGAUAGUGAUCAUAUCCAUGCUCAGGGCGAGCGUGUCGAUGCUGAAGGUGUUGAUUUGGGCCACGAACAGCAUCUUUUGUUGCAGAGGCUUGAGGAAUUAGUGAGGAAUCUUAGCGAGGUUGUUUCUAGAUUAGAGUCGCGGGCUUCGACGCCGGGUGGUGAUGUUUCUGAGAGCCCGAAACUGCCCAAUAACGAUAGUGUUGAAAAAGGAGGCUGUAGUGAUAAGAAAGUUAGUGGAGAAGUUGAAGAAAGGGAUGGUUUCGGGAGCAAUGCUCGAGAUGGGGAGAGAGAUAGGCGGCAGGGUUCUGUUACCAAGUAUAGUCCUUUUUGGUCUGAGAAAUUCCAGUUUGUGUCUGCGGUGAAAUUGGGUCUUGAAGCUACGUGCAUCAAUGUCUUGCCCUAUCAGGAUUAUGAAGGGCUUAGCAAGUAUGUUGCCAUCGGGGAUGAGAGGGGGAGGGUCUACGUGAUCUUGAGAAAUGGGGAUGUUCCAGAUCAGUUCGACACGAUGUCGGAAUCGCCAGUUACGGCCAUGGUGUCGUAUAUGUCGGUUUAUAAGAAUGAGAGUGUCAUGGUGACAGGGCAUCGGAAUGGCGUGAUCUUGGUGCAUAAGGUAUGGGAGAGAUCAAAUGGUGAAGAAUCAAGUUCGCUUUCUAUGGAAACGGUGGGUAAAUUCGCUGUGCGUGGAAACUCUGAGGAUGAGGGAUCAGCAAUUACCAUAUUGGAAGUACAUCAUGUUGGGAGAAUGAGAUAUAUUAUAUCAACAGAUAUAAGUGGAAGGAUUAAUAUACUCAAAGAAGAUGGGACAGCAUAUGGUUCUGUGAUAGAACCUUCAAGCAGGCCACUUGCAUUUUUAAAGCAGAGGCUUCUGUUUUUGACUGAGAAAGGGGCUGGGUCAUUGGAUUUGAGGAGCAUGAAACUCCGAGAAUCUGAAUGUGAAGGAUUGAAUCAUUCGCUAGCGAGGUCCUAUGUUUUUGAUGCCACCGAGCGGUCUAAAGCAUAUGGAUAUACAUCAGAGGGUGAUCUCAUUCAUGUGUCACUGUUGGGGGAUGUCGUGAACUUCAAAUGCCGGGUCAGAUACAAGAAGAAGUCUGAGAUAGAAGAGCCUCUUGCUUUAGAGACGAUUAAGGGUUACUUGCUCGUUGUUAACCAAGAGAAAGUUUUUGUCUACAAUGUAUCAUCCCACCAUUAUGUUAGAGUCGGUGUGCCUCGGCUUCUUUUCUCUGCUUACCUGGAUGAGAUCAGAUCUUCUUUCUUGAAUCAUCCAAUAAAUGAUGUAGAUGAUUCAAGGAAAACAACACUGCCUUUGGUUGCUUGCGAUCGGGAAAAGCUAGUUGUUCUUGGACUUGGCAAUGGCUUUGUUGGGAUGUACCGCUCUAAUCUUCCAAUUUUCAAGGGUGAGUUCAAUACAAUGUUGUCGACGAGUCCUGUGGUGUUCUUCAUACUCUUCUUGUUUGGAGCAUGGUAUUUCUUUGCCAAGAAAAAGGAGGCGCUUACAUCAUGGGGACCCGAUGAUCCUUUUAGCUCCACAUCUGCCACAACUGGCGCUCCAUUAGGAGCUACUUCUGGAGAUCGGUCUUUCGUUGAGUCUUCCUCUAGAAGUGAUUUAAUGGAUCUGCGAGGUAGUGGCCUGAGAUCAUCGCGAAGAUAUGGUUCUCCUUCACGGUAUCCUUCUGGAGCGACCAGUUCAUUUAGACCGAGUUCAGCCGAUCACAAUUCUAGACCUCCUGUUGAUCCAAACUACAGGACAUCUUCAGAGCUAAAAUUUAGAGGGACCCCUAUGGAGUCUUCCGGUUUUGCCAAAAGAAGGGAGGGCCUAUUUGUAAACAGCCAAGCUGGGGAUGAUAAUAACUGAUAUAGAAACACAGGUCGUAUACUUUCUUGGAGAGUUGUGGCUCUUUCUCAUCGAACGUUUGAGCUAAGAGAAGCUGCCUGGACCAUCAGUUGCUGUGACUUUGUUACUCUGACACACCAAAAGCAAAAUAAUGGAGCAUUUCAAGAAUCUCUUGUACUAUGUCUUCAUCUAUGAACACAGUGGUAGUGAAGUUUCUUUUGAGCCUGAAGCCAUCUUUCUUGAAUGUUUAUUUCUCUGUCUGGUAGAAGAGUUAAAGAUUCCAUCACAGACUCCGUUUUGGUUGUGUAUGAAAUGGCAUGCUUGAAAGUGUGAUUUAUUAGGGUGAUUUGGAAAGAA
This is a messenger RNA of Eucalyptus grandis, 2572 nucleotides long. RefSeq lists its product as hypothetical. The record is from RefSeq and is a predicted model, not a curated record. The coding region runs from base 302 to 2236 and encodes 644 amino acids. The transcript has a single exon. Lineage: Eukaryota; Viridiplantae; Streptophyta; Magnoliopsida; Myrtales; Myrtaceae.